UGUAUUUUUAUAAAUCUUUAUUUCUCUAUUUUCUUUUAUCAUUCUCUCUCAUUCGAACUUUUUUGUUUUUAAUUUUGUUAAAAAUAAUUUUAUUUUUAAAGAGUUAAUAAAAAAAUAAAAAUGCCUUCAUUGAAAGAAUAUUUUAUGCUUGAUAGGCUUGGAAAAUUCCGUGAUACUUUAAAACAAGUUGGAGGGUUUAAGGCUGCUUUUAAGCAGAUGUAUUUGACUGAUGAUUUGAAAAAAGGAAAUUUUGUUGGAGAAGACCAAUUUGGAAAUAGAUAUUUUGAGGACAAUUCACAAUUUAUGCCUCGCAAUCGUUGGGUAAUUUAUACAGAAAAGAAAUGGUUGGAAUAUGAUGGUUCACAAAUCCCUCCAGAAUGGCAUAGAUGGAUUCAUCAUAUUUGUGAUAAACCACCAACUAUUGAGAAAUUAUCUAAUCCAAAAUGGCAAUUGGAACAUCAGGAGAAUUUAAGCGUUGAAUUAAGCAAGAAAUAUGUUCCUUAUUCGACAACUCGGCCAAAGGUACAAGGAUGGACAGGACCUGGACGUAAAGAUAUUGGGGUUUGAAAAGAUUUUAAAUUAUAGAUUAUAGAAAAUAAAAAUUAAUUUUUUUAAUUGUAUUAAAUAGAUUUUUUGAAAAUAAAUGUUUUUCUUUAGAUUUUUAAAAUUGGCUUCAAUUAUGUGACUACUGAGGGGGGGGGGCUUGGAUCGAAUCCUAAUAUGAGGAAUCUUUUUAAGUUUUUUAAAUUUAUUAUUAAUUACAUUGCGAAAAGAUAAUGCAAAAUCUCCAUAACGGCUCCUCUCCCACGUUACCCUUUUUCGUGU
This is a messenger RNA of Meloidogyne enterolobii, 825 nucleotides long. NCBI's taxonomy places the organism in Eukaryota, Metazoa, Nematoda, Chromadorea, Rhabditida, Meloidogynidae. The record is from the annotation of a GenBank genome assembly.